Messenger RNA from Sphaeramia orbicularis (orbiculate cardinalfish), 1061 nucleotides. RefSeq lists its product as uncharacterized. The transcript has 5 exons. The coding region runs from base 1 to 741 and encodes 246 amino acids. The record is from RefSeq and is a predicted model, not a curated record. NCBI's taxonomy places the organism in Eukaryota, Metazoa, Chordata, Actinopteri, Kurtiformes, Apogonidae. Gene Ontology annotation, cellular component: membrane.
AUGACAGACUUACAGCACCAGGGACACUGGAGACCAGUAGAAGACCACUUUAAAGACUGGGACCUGAAGUCUGGAUCUGCUGUGUGUCAGUAUCUGGACUGUGGAUCAGCUGUUUCAGUCAACACAACAGAUGAUUCUCCACGCAGACCUGUGUGGAGGGUCUCAGUUCUUUGUGUAAAGCUGACAUCUGGACCCAGGGACUGUGUUGGACUACAUGGUUCCUUUAAUCUCCCCUCUGGUGUGGACGUGGUGUGUUCAGAUCUGCUGCCUCAGCCCAACAUCUCCCUGUCUGACGGGGUCUUUGAGGUCUACCGGCAGGGGUUCCGGGUGCUGGUGUUCUCCGACUUCACCGUCACCUGCUCCGUCCGACCGCAGUACCCGGGAGGCUCCUUCCGGCUGAUCUCCGACACCGAGAAGCCCCUGAACCUCACCCUGCCGGCCGUCAAUCACUCCGCUCGCUUCCUGUUGUCUUCCAUGGGCUACGCCCACCGAGGGAACUACACAUGUGUUUAUCACGUGGACGUUUAUAACCGCAGCUUCACGUCGUCUCAGAGCUCCGCCCUCUAUCUGACUGUGGGAGACUUGGUGACAAAUCUGAUCAUCAGGGUGGUGGUCCUGGUCUCGGCUCUGCUCAUAUUUGAUCUUUGCCUCUUCUUCUUCUAUAAGGUCUCCGUGAAGCGGAUCCGAAUGAAGGCGGAGACAAAUGCGAUGAGAGUUGUGGAAGAAACCUCCCAUUUGUAGAGUCCCAGUGGUUCAGUGUGAGUCCAGCUGAUAUUUGGAUCGGAUCAGCAGUUUCACAGCUGAACCAAUAAACGCCUUCAUUCUGUUCGGACGCUUCAACAUCCAUCAGCGUCUCAGCUUCUAUUCAGAGUUUAUACGCAUGUAAAUACGGCUUCAUUCUGAUCAUAUUCUGAGUUGUUUUUGAAAAUAGUUUUUACUCAGAAUAGUCCAAAGAGUUCUUCACUCUGUGUAUGAUGCUUUUAUUCAAACAGUAGAACAACAUUUAGACUGAAAUAUGACUUUUUAUGUGUAAAAAAAAAAACAGACUUUGAUUCCCUGGG